ACAAUACCUAAAUCCCUAAAUCUGAAAAAUAUCUUUCGAACCCUAGCUAGCAGUCGCUCUUGUCAAUUCAUCCAUGGACGAAACCGCUAUCAAAGGUCUGAAAUUACUGGAAUUGAACGAUAGUGGUUCAGACUCUGGUGAAUCAAACUGUUGUAGUUGCACCAGCACGACGAUUUCCGUUGAGGGAUAUGACACUUGGCUUCGAAAGUAUCCUCUCAAACUCGUGUUGGAAAAACAUUUCGCUUCAUGCGGAGAGAUCACAAAUAUUUAUGUACCCACAGACUUUGAAAGGGGUAUCCUCAAGAGUGUUGCCUUCAUGAGGAUCGAGGGAGAAGGUGCCGAAGAAAAGGCAUUGCAACUUAGUGGAACUGACGUCGGAGGAUGGACUGCUAUCGUUAAGCCUGCACCGUCGCAGAAAGUAUUCAUGGAUGAUCCUUGGUAUGCUGGUCCUAGGUGUGCUGCUGCUCCCGCCGAUACCAAAACACACAUGAUCCGCGUUACCGGAUAUGACACUUCGCUUCCUAAGAUUGAUAUGCAGAUCGCGCUGUAUAAACAUUUCUCCUCGUGUGGAUCCAUCUGGAAAGUUAUAGUUCUCUCUAGCGGUGCAGCUUUUAUUUAUCUUGAAGGAGAAAGAUGUGUAGACAAGGCGCUGGAACUAAGUGGACGGAACAUGGGAGGAUCGACUCUUGUAGUUGAACCUGUUGUGCCGCGACCCGAUAUCUUAAAAAAAAGAAGGCCGCUCGCCUGCACUACUACUGGCUAUACUCUCCCAAGUACUUUACUUGAGGUGGCUAAGAAGAAGAAGAAGAAGAUGGAGACAGAGAUGGAGAUGGAGAAGGAGAAGGAGAAGGCUCUCUCUUAGGACUUGGAAAAUACUCGGUCUCUAACAUCAACUAGUAGGUUGGUUUCUUAACCAAUCGAUCACUUUAGUCGGUUGACUCGACUUUUAAGUUUGUGUAUGUAUACCAAAUUUAUACAACUAUGACUGAAUCGUA
Arabidopsis lyrata subsp. lyrata is the source of this 995-nucleotide messenger RNA. Its product is annotated as nucleolin 2. Bases 74 to 862 code for a protein of 262 amino acids. The transcript has 6 exons. Gene Ontology annotation, molecular function: RNA binding. Lineage: Eukaryota; Viridiplantae; Streptophyta; Magnoliopsida; Brassicales; Brassicaceae. The record is from RefSeq and is a predicted model, not a curated record.